AUGCUUUUGCGACUCGCCUCGCAGGUGGUCACUUUUCGAGGAGUGACGAUUUUCGUGGUUUCGACAUUUUUUAUGUUCCCGGCUGUUCACCUGAAAGCUGACCACGUGGAAGAUGACUACGAAGACCUCGGAAUACAACGGUUCCAAGAUACGGGUUUGACUGAGGAAAACGAGCGGUUGUGGAACAGCUCCAAAAGUGAAGGUAGGCGGUCAUUCAUUUCUACAAGGUAAAA
Soboliphyme baturini is the source of this 233-nucleotide messenger RNA. Lineage: Eukaryota; Metazoa; Nematoda; Enoplea; Dioctophymatida; Soboliphymatidae. The record is from the annotation of a GenBank genome assembly.